This is a messenger RNA of Phialemonium atrogriseum, 425 nucleotides long. RefSeq lists its product as uncharacterized. Bases 45 to 425 code for a protein of 126 amino acids. The transcript is spliced from 5 exons. The record is from RefSeq and is a predicted model, not a curated record. Lineage: Eukaryota; Fungi; Ascomycota; Sordariomycetes; Cephalothecales; Cephalothecaceae.
GUCCUCGGCGCAGUAGGCGAAAGGCACCUGGUUGCUGGUACAAAAUGCCAUUGCCCAAUAACCAGAUUGCAGACUGCAGCGACCAGGCCCAUAUCUUUAUCAGCGACCGUCGAAUCAACCCGGACGGAACGCAGGACACGAGGCCCUUUGACACAGUCGUUAACGACGGUCUGCUGCCUGGGUUCAACAUCCUCGACGCCAUUCAUCCACUAUCACAGACAAUUCUACACGAGUGGGUCCAUGUAGCCGGUGGUUUGGAGGACCCGUCGGGCCGGGCCGGGGGCAGAGCCGUGAUCACAGACGGGCCUAGUAAUGGCGUCUAUGGAUACGGAGCGUGCCUUGAUGCCAGCUACGAUCAGUUUAAGUUUGGGUGGCCAUCAACAACUCUAUUUGCUGACCAGUACGUGCUUUUGGCUAAGAGUUAG